This is a messenger RNA of Desarmillaria tabescens, 6289 nucleotides long. RefSeq lists its product as uncharacterized. Gene Ontology annotation, molecular function: phosphatidylinositol-3-phosphate binding. The transcript is spliced from 16 exons. The record is from RefSeq and is a predicted model, not a curated record. Gene Ontology annotation, cellular component: phagophore assembly site. The coding region runs from base 212 to 6151 and encodes 1979 amino acids. Gene Ontology annotation, biological process: autophagy of mitochondrion; autophagosome assembly; piecemeal microautophagy of the nucleus. NCBI's taxonomy places the organism in Eukaryota, Fungi, Basidiomycota, Agaricomycetes, Agaricales, Physalacriaceae.
GUGCUAAUGAGUUUCACGUGACCGCUCGGCGUCUAUCCAAAUCGGUGCAGCCUCCCCUGAUCCAGUAUCCUUGGAUUACACCACAAAUAGCCUCCUCCACGUUGCAUCCAAGCUCGUACACCGACGACGUGUGUAUUCGAGGGUAACGACCACGACCCAUGCCACGACUAUCGCGUGCAGCCCUGUAACGUCCACCUGCUCCGACCCUGCAAUGUCCUUUACCCCAGCUAUGUCUUGGUUCACAUCCUGGCUCCCAGAGCUUCCAGCAAUCAACAUUUCCCUCCCAACUAGUAUACAGAGUCGCUUCUUAUCCUUUCUGCUUAAGAAGACUCUUGGUCACUUUCUCAAGCCCGGCCAGUUGGAUGUGCAUCAAAUAGAUUCUCAGAUUGGAUCAGGAUAUGUUCAGGUUGCCGACUUGGAGUUGAGUAAUGAAGCUAUCAAUGAGCUCUUGAAUGGUAUGCCGAUCGAGCUGCAUGAUGGUAGCAUAGGCUCCGUCAUUGCUAGGAUUCCCUGGCCAAAUCCUUUGACUUCUGCAGUCGGCUUAUCUCUCGAAUCUCUCCAUCUAACGUUCGUUUUGUUACCCUCAUCCAAACGUACCUCAAAUGCCUCCAACCUCGCCGACUCGGUAGCUUCAGUAGCUUCAGUAGCCGAAACUUUCAUUCACGACGAAUUGACGCCCCGGGAAGAAUUCAAGUUGCGCGAAUCAUUUUAUUCUGAACAUUCCAUUCCCGAUGAUCCCAGUGUUCCUGGUGGUCUUGAUCCUUUCAUAACAUCCCCAGAAUAUGAGGAUGCUCUGCCAGAUAUCGAUCCGGCAGGCGUCUCUAUGUUCGCAACAUUAAUCGAGCGCCUCCUCGCGAGGUUCGAAUUCGAUGCAACGAAUACCAAGAUAACUCUUAUGCAGCCAGGUCGCACGAGUCUCACAUUAUCUAUCGCAGACAUACGGUAUCGUACAGAAGACAGGUCGGAUGACGAGGAAGAUGGGAAGGUGCGGUCCGUAUCCAUCACUGGCAUCACGGUUUCCGCACGUAACCUUCGGCCAGCAUUCGAUAUAUCCUCGUCUUCCUUAUCCAUCCGACCAGUAUCUUCUCCUACUAGCACACUUCAGUCGUCAUCUAGUACGCCUCGAUGUCCAUCACCGACUUCAUCCUCUUCGUCGCUGGACGAAGACACGCAAAUUGCCAUGUCUCAAUCCCUCGCCUUUUUACCACCCCGGCCUUCCUCUCCAGCAAGUUCGGUGGCUAGCAGCAUGUACCAGAGUGCAGUUUCGAUGCAAUUGGAACAUACAGCCGACAUCCAGGCUCCUCCCCCGGAACUCUCGGACCAGUCCGACCUCGGACAGGCCAAAGACGAUGAUGCAAUAGAGCAGGAUGAACACAUCAUCCUCUCGUUUGGACCUGAUCCAAUCUCACUGCGAUUGACUACCCCAGGUUGCUCCCCCACACGCGAGAAUAUUGCAUCAAAUGAAAACUUCAAGUUUUCUGUAACUGCAGGCAUCAUAGCCUGUUCGUUCCGUGCUUGGCAUGUACGGAGUAUCAUGGACAUCGCAAAUGUUUGGACAUCACACCAGCGGCCUUCUGCCCCUCCAGCAGCCGAGACUUUACCAUCUUCACCGCCCUUAGCUAUGGGAUUAGAAGUGGCUUUGAAUGUUAGAGGUUUAAUCAUCCUUUUCCUACCGUCGACAAGCCCUGAUGCGGCACUGGCAAGAAAUGGGAUAGCAGGGUUCUUUGAAAGGCCCCUAGUUCCUCCCAAGCUACCCCAAGGCUAUCUUCGAUUUCACGUCGAGGGUAUUUCUUGUUCCGGGGAAAUAUCUUUAGGCUCAACAGAAGCUGCGAGGUCCAGUUCGUUAAAGGGCAAGAAGAAUGCUUCUUCUACGUCAUCGACCCUUUCAGUGUCCUUGGAUGAGAUUUCUGCAUUCGCAUUCCGAUCCAGCGAACCUUCCUCUCAGGAUGCUUACGCCACACCCAUUUUGAUCACUGACUUCCAUCUGCCAGAAUCAUAUCACGUACCACAUCAGCACCCGAAUCCUAUUUCGAAGUGUGGCGAAUGUCCGGAAUUACCCUCUUUCGAUAUCUUGGAUUGGACUGACGACAGGCACCAUCUAAAUGGAAUGAGGCUAUCGCAAUGGAGGACUAAACACAGACAUAGAUCAGAGAAGCCAACCGAACCCAGCAGUCAUCCCGCAGUCAUAAUGUCCAUGUCUCAGGGCCUCUCGCCGUCUGAACGUGAGAAGGAUAGGAAGUUCCAUCAAACAAAUGUUGAGGUAAAAAUCCUCCCUUUGCAUGUAUUCGUGGAUCUCCGGCAAAUCCUAGCAACGAGCUGCAUGAUGGAGUUCUUGGACGAACUUACUACGUCACAUACUUCUUCGACUCUGGAUGAUGAGGAUCGUUUCGAUAAUGAUAGCGGGGAUGAGGACGCCGGCGACGCCGAAGGGGAUACGCCACCGGCUACGCCUCAUGGUGGAAUACUGAGACUCAAAGAAAGGGAAGCGGAGAGGGAAAGACGAAGACUUGAGCAACUGGUUUUGAAAGAUCUUGAUCUUGAUUUUGACUAUCAAACUCAGAAACUACCAGGGAUUGAACAGAAGCGCUCAGCGCGAAAGCGUCGGACACGGAAGCAACAAGAGGCUUUACUGAGCUUUUCCGUCAAGGUGCCUUUAGUUCGUCUGCAAGUACGAUGUCCACCCCCUGCCGGAUCAUCGCCUCGCUCUGGUUCGCUCAUCCUCGACUUACAUGAUAUUCGUGUCGCAAAUGCACCUUCGAGGAAACCGCCCAGCGCCAGGUUUGCUGAUGAAACUUCUGAUGCGACUGAGGGAGAUGUACUUGCCGCUGUUGAGAUUGGACGUAUUGUCAUAUCUUCUUCGACACAAACGAUUGGGAAGGCUGCAGCACUCAUAUCUAUCGGGCCUUUGGCUGCCUCUGAUGAUCAUGAAGAAGCCAGCACAUCUUUACUACCUCGUGUCGUUGUGACCAAGUCGGCGCGUACAUCCACUCUAGCCUUGACUAUUUCCAUCCCAUCGGUCUGUGUCAAUAUGUCUAAAGCUGCACUCGACGGCUUGCAAUAUUGGGCAGAUGACGUCACGCAGUUGUUAGAAAAGGCAUUUGGAUCUACGCCCAUUAGUGACGACGGCGAUAAGUCAAGUAUCAUCGGCAGCAGGUUUUUCACCCAGUCAAGGAGCGGGAGCGGUAGCGAAACAACAACUAGGGCCAGCAAACCGAAACAGACUGAAACGGCAGUGAAGGUCACGAUCGCUGAAGCAUUUAUCCGAUUAGCUCUUCCUCGGAAGUCCGAGGCUUCUGUACCUGUUCGGCCGUUAGACUUGUACGCUUCUGACGUCGAUAUCCUGGUCGAAAUGAAGCCCGAUGGAAAGGAUGAAACUGUCGUCACAGUGGGGAUCAUGGAUUUGACUUUGAAGAAUACUGAUGCUUCGAAUGCUUUCGAAACAUAUCUAUCGUUGACUGCUCCUCGAAGUCUGACUGCGACCCCUCAAUGCCUGCUCCGUCUUCAGUUUACUUCCCUUGUUAUACCGGAGACAACAGCAAAGGAAUCCCGCAUAAAGAUCUCGUUAUGGGGAUUUACUUUCAAGCUCUAUCCCAAUAUUGGUUGGACUACUGAUAUUGCUGAAUUCGUUAAGGCCCCUCCCGGUGCCUUUGAAUCUGUGAUUCCAAGCGAGCGGACCCGUAUUUCAAUUCGAAUUUCUGAUGGAUCGAUCAACACUGUAGCCCCCAAACACCCAGGUUCUGUCGUUGUGCAUAUUGGCGAUCUGGAAUUUGGGACAAACCUUGUCGGAUCAUCGUCGGACGUCUCAUUCCGUUUAAGUGUUCCGGUCCUUGCAUUGCUCGCCAUCGACGAUAUCUCUGACAUCGCUGAACCUAACUAUACUUCGAGUUCUCGUAAUGGUGUUUCCCACUGGAGGAAACUCGGUUAUGCUUUGCUUGCUGAAGUUGCUUCUCUUGACCUACAUUUUGCAGCCACACAAAGGUCAGAAAUGAAAGUGAUCGUGGAUCAUGUUGGCCUUCGCUUGCAUCUUUGUGCUGAUACUUUGGAGGAGUUGAUCGCUUUCAUCGGUGACCUUACAUCUGCUUUCAAACCUCCGACAGAACAACAGGAAGUCAAGCCGAAACGAAGACCAACGAUGAUCUCAGAACAACCAUCAAGUCGCCAAAACCUGAUGUCCUCCAUUGACGAUCUUGCCUUCAAGCGUGUUCCCGAAAUAGGACCAGCUCCAGACAUGAUUAAUGACGACCUUCCUACGAAUCUCGAUUACUUGGAUGAAUCAUUCAGUGCAGCCGCAGGUUUACGUGAGCUGCGUGAUGACGACCUUGAGGACUUUGAUAAUGAGGAUACCGAUGAAACGCAGACGCCUGACGACCAGCUAAUUGGGAUUGUAUCAAAGGUGGGCGGGGAGACCAUCAAGAUGCUCCGUCCGGAAGGCAUACAUUCGGUUGAGCAUUAUUUCGACAGUUUGCAGCCUGAACCUAUGGAUGGACAGAUGGAGCUUGGAGGAAGAACAAUGCGCAUACAGCUGAUCGAUGCGGACAUUAACGUCUUCCUCUACGGUGGAUAUGAUUGGGCCAAGACGAGGCGAGCUAUUGAAGAGGGAGUCAAGGAGAUGCGGAAACGUUUGGCGAAGAUCAGACAGCUUGUUGCCAGCGGACAGACACAAGACACGCUGGAAGACGAGACCAGUGCAUUACUCUUCAAUUCCGUUUACAUAGGUUUGGACCAAGACGCUGACGAGCUAGAGCCCGGUGCUCUGAUUGCUGCCAUUGACGAAGAACUCAAGGAUGAUUAUGAGACGGCUAGCCAAAGCUCUUGGCAAUCCCUCAAGCCGUCGGCAGUCGGCAAAACACAGAUCAAGGCCGCUCGAGUCCAUGGCAAACGACUCACUCGCGCUAAGGGACCUAGCAUUGAGUUCCGUUUGGCUGGCAUGAAGCUCAGUGUUGAUCAGUAUAAGCCAGAAGAGCCGACGGUGUCCAGGAUCUUUUCUACCGUGCGAGAUUUGGAAAUUCUUGAUCAUAUGAAGACAUCGACAUGGAAUAAAUUUUUGACGAGCAUGCGAUCUGAUUCGCGUGGUAACGUACGGGAAACAGAUUCAAAUAUGGUUCGCCUUGAGCUUCGUAUGAUACAUCCUGUGCAUGGACAUUCUUCGGAAGAAGCGAGAUUGAAGGCAAAGAUCUUGCCCCUGAGGCUGCAUGUUGAUCAAGACGCACUUGACUUCCUAAAGAGCUUCUUCAGUUUCAAGGAUCCUCAUGCUCUCCCUUCCCCACCCAAGGAUUCAGAUGAUGACAUAUUUUUCCAACUUGCUGAGAUAUUCCCUAUUGAUAUCAAGAUGGAUUACAAACCCCGGCGUGUUGAUUACAGGGCAUUGAAGCAGGGCAGGACCAUAGAAUUGAUGAAUUUCUUCCACUUCGAUGGCUCUGAGAUGACGCUUCGACAUAUAACUCUAGCGGGGAUUUCUGGUUGGCCGCGUCUCUUUGACCUCUUGAACGAUUUAUGGACACCAGACGUCAAAGCUACGCAGUUGGUUGAUGUCAUUUCUGGCGUGGCUCCAAUACGUUCCGUGGUCAAUGUCGGAUCAGGUAUUGCAGAUCUAGUACUCUUACCCAUAGCGCAGUACAAAAAGGAUGGGAGGAUCGUCCGAGGAGUACAAAAGGGUGCCACAGCAUUCGUCAAGUCGACAGCCAUCGAAGCCAUCAAGCUUGGUGCCCAUUUGGCCACCGGAACUCAAGUCAUACUGGAGCAGGCCGAAGGAGUUCUUGGCGGACAGUUCGACAACACUAUCAUGGCGGAGACAUUGCAGGGAGAUGAAUUUGUUCAGUAUGGUUAUGGUGAUGAAGAUGAAGCAGCAGAGAUGAUCAGCAAGUACGCUGAGCAGCCGGCUGACAUCAAGGAAGGCGUACAGUCAGCGUACAGAAGUCUGCAUCGAAACUUGAAUUCGGCUGCGCAGACCAUUUUGGCUGUUCCUAUGGAGGUAUACGAGAGAUCGGGCAACGAGGGGCCUGUUCGUUCUGUUAUAAGAGCAGUACCAAUUGCAGUCUUGAAGCCGAUGAUAGGCGCUACUGAAGCCGUUAGCAAGACUCUACUGGGUCUUCACAAUACUCUAGAUCCUAAUGUUCGCCACGACAAUCAGGCAAAGUAUAAACAGCGCUGAUUUUAUCUUUACGAUCUUUUUACCGCCCCUAGCAUUUUGCAUUGAACCUCCUUACGGUAGAAUAAUACUUCAAUUGUGUAUCAAUAGUGUAUAUGUGGAUUAUGGAAUACAUGGCAGACGCGAAAGAGAAAGAGAAGA